Frieseomelitta varia is the source of this 1653-nucleotide messenger RNA. RefSeq lists its product as uncharacterized. Lineage: Eukaryota; Metazoa; Arthropoda; Insecta; Hymenoptera; Apidae. Gene Ontology annotation, cellular component: sarcolemma; sarcoglycan complex. The transcript is spliced from 4 exons. Gene Ontology annotation, biological process: muscle organ development. Bases 144 to 1178 code for a protein of 344 amino acids. The record is from RefSeq and is a predicted model, not a curated record.
GGGAAAGAUAUUCGUUGAUUAAAAAUUCAUGGUUCAUCAACACAUAAUACAAACAACACAAAAUACGUAAAAAAAAAAAAUGAUUAAAACCUUUUCAUUCUGUGUCACGAAACGGAUGAUGUCCAAUGUAGCACGUAGAUUCAAUGUCUGCCAUUCUGGAUGCAUGUGGUAAUGACACCGGAUCUCCCUCGAUAUCGAAAGCUGAGGACAACUUGUCGAACAGUGACGGACCGCUGAUCAGGGGCUGCGUUCGUCAAAAUAGCUGCAGUAGCGUUCACAUAAGUUCCGAAAACGUUAAUCGAACGACAAUUGUGUCGUCUUACACCAUGUCGGCGUCUAACGAGAAGUUAACAAAACGACGGUACUGCCUGUGGACCUUGACCUUUGUCCUGGCGAUACUCGGACUUUGCAAUCUGUUCCUAAACAUCACCGUGAUCGCUGUCCUACGAAUCAGCCAAGGAAUGGAAGCGAUGGAAGUAAUACCCGACGAGAAUCUUGUGAAAUUCUAUGGGAAAACCGACUUGGACAGGGUGUGCCUGCAGUCAGGAGUUUGUCAGAGUUACGGGGACGAACCGAUGGAAAUAUCCGGCGACGAAGCUGGCGUGCAGAUACACGUGAACAAUCACCGAUUGUACGACGAAACGCGUGCCAAAGUAAUGAUCUUGUCGAACGGCACCACCAUGUCGGAAGUGGAAUCGUUCGAGCUGAAGGAUCCAGCGACCGGGAUCGUUUACUUCACGACCGACUUCCCGAAUUUCGGUUUGCCCGCGGGCGUGGAGAAAAUUGACGUGAAAAUCGCGGAAACGCACAGAAUCACGUCGCCGGUUAACGAAAGCCUCACCGUGAACUCUGACGACCAAAUUUCUAUACAGGGCGCAGAAGGCGCCAGCAUGGAGAGCAAGGAUAUCGUCUGGAGCGCGGACACGGAUAUUUUCUUGAAAAGCGUCAACGGAAGCAUCAUCCUCGACACGAAAGACGGCGUCUCCAUCGACGUAGAAAACAUACCAGUCGCGCCGAUGUUCCUGCAGAAUCCGUCUAGCCACGAGCAAUACAAAGUCUGCAUUUGCAUGCCGCAAGGCAAGCUUUUCAAAGUAGCGAUUCGUGCUGGUGCUAACAGCCGAUCGAUUAACUGUGCUCGUAUCAGUCGGACCCCGGAGAACGAUCCUUGCUUGCGAUAGGAUCGAAACAUCAUCAAAUUUUUUAUUGCAAUCUUGUUAACAUAUCCAACACUGCCAUAUGUAAGAAACCUAAACGGGCAACAUCUGAUUUGUUGCUCGAAUUACCGAGCGUUAGUUGAAUAUUUCAGACGAUUUAAGAAAAAUAUGUAUUUACGUAUAGAUGAAUUUGAAAGACACUAGGAAUUUGGAUCAUAACGUUAUAAUAGAUACACGUAAUUCGAGUUUUAUUCGAGGUGUCAUGUACAAUUCCACACACAGUUUGAUCACGUGAAAACAUCAAUACUAGUUACGUUGUCAUUAAUAAAAAAUCAUACAUACUUGGAAUUCGUAUACAAUACUGAAUACAUUGACUUUUGUAUUGGAUAAUCAAGGUUAAAUCAUAGAAAAUAGUACAGAAUUCUUACCCCAUAGUAAGAAGAGCACUGAAUGAAAACAUAACUAAAUUGAAUAAAAAGUUAAGCACUCUCUGUUAUCA